Molecule: messenger RNA, 2953 nt
Organism: Varroa destructor (honeybee mite)
Lineage: Eukaryota; Metazoa; Arthropoda; Arachnida; Mesostigmata; Varroidae
Product: sprouty-related, EVH1 domain-containing protein 1-like
Biological process (GO): negative regulation of MAPK cascade; multicellular organism development
Cellular component (GO): membrane
Molecular function (GO): protein kinase binding
Source: RefSeq, a predicted model, not a curated record
AUUAAAAGAUUUUACUGAUGAAACCAAAAUCAAAGCGUUCUAUAUGUUAAUACUGUAAUCUCACUAACUCCGCCUUCGCUGUGCAGUUAACUUGACAAAGUUCAAAUAAAGUUUAGUAUAUGUAUUUCUAGGUAGGAACUUAAGUAGCGACUCGUGAACAUGUCGAAAACAUGGUUGAACAAACGUACACUGACGGGUUAUGCGUGUAUACCCUCGUUCGAUUGCCUACCCAUUUUCCUAUAUCUGUGCCUACUUUGAGCCGUUACCUAUUAACACAUAGCUCCCGUCGUUCUUGAAUUAAUCCUUGGUCGUCUCAUCAUCACCUACUGCUUCUCAAUGCAUCCGUUCUCGUAUUGUGCCUGAUUGCUUCCUGAUACUGUAACGCCUCGGUGGGGUUAAUUACCAACAAAACUGCCAACGCUACAACAUCACCUUGUAUUGCAUUGCAAACAACAUCAACGUGUAAACUGAAAAUUGCGGCAUCGGUUCCAAUGGCGUGGCCUCUGCACUGGCCUGGUAUCCAUUUGUUGACACAUUGAUAGGCGAUGACGAUGUCUUUAUGGCUCUCGAGCUACCACUCGAUUCACGCUCGUCAACAACGUCGUCGAACGGGACCUCAUCGUCAAGUUCAACGGCCGGAUUAGCAAAGGCGAUGCUUAAGGCUCCGCGGCCUGCGAAGCCGCUAUCUUCCGGAGCUCCCCCGCCUGCACCCGUACACGGCGGAAUUCACCACCACAACAACAGUAAUAAUCCAGCCAACCAUAGUCACUUUCAUCGGAUCAGUUACCUCAACCCCACCAGGCCUGUACCGGCACCGCCAGUCGCGUCGAUCAGUUCGGUAUCCGGCGUCGGUGGUCUUGGGGGUGGCACGUUUUCCUCAUCAGAUAGAGAUCCCAAAGGGGCUUUUGGUGGGGCGCAGGGCCCUGCAGAUAAGGACUCGCUCUGUAGCUACCAUAGCAACAAUUACAACUACGGACAUAUAACUGCUGCUCAACAUGAUUAUACUUAUAUUGACAGUAACCAAAUGCAAUCCAUACAGCCAGGAGCUAGCGGGAAAAAGCCUGCACUACUGCCGCCAUCGCGUUCACCGUCGACAUUGCCGCUACCGAUUAAGAAGAAAGGAGGUUCUACUGUCGGGAAACCUGAUGGACGCUUUGGUGGGGAACGUAUGGCUGUUUUGCAUUGCCGCCACUGCCUCGAGGAGUUUCGGCCGGAGGAGAACGUCCGUGGGGCCUGCGAGUUCGGGCCCGAUCCGGUUAUGGGUGCGAUUGAGCGGGCAUCUUGCAUGCCUUGCGUCGAGUGUGUGCUAUAUCACUGCUGGCGAGAUGACGACGAAGCGGGAGCUCCGCGCCGGCCUAGCAGUAGACGGUGGGCCGCUCUGGCCAUUCUCAGUGUAAUCGUACCGUGCUUAUGGCUAUACUAUCCGCUCAAGGCGUGCCAUCGAUGUGGCCAGUCCUGUGCCCUGUGCGGCGCCCGACACGAGGCCUGAUAUGAUGCAUGAACUCAGGGCGUCAAUAUGCUCUAUUUGACACUGUAGGCGAUAAGAUGAUCCCAUUUGAUAGAAUGAACGAGACGGCUGGUGAAGGGUGUCCCGGGCAAAAAAAUCUAGAAGAAACGAUCAUGAUAAGACGCUAUCAAAAUAUUAUAGAAGUGUGGAAUGAUUGUCUGUUGUUGUAUCAAUGGUCCUACUAGGAGAUGAACAUAAGUCACGAUGGAGAACACGCGUACGGGCACUAUCCAUCGUAUUUUCGACGAAGCCCAAGAAGGCCGCGGUUCUACCUUAGGUUCGCGGUCAUGUUCGUAUUCCUCUGUGCCACAGAAAAACAUACAAUGCACGACAUCUCUCCUGAAUCUGUCCUUCAACCUUCAACAAUGACACCAAAAAAAGUAAGAGGAAAUGUAUGAAUGAUUGUACACGAAUGAGCUGAGUUUCAAAUACUGUAUUCUAUAAUUCGACAUAAAUGACACAAGUGCAACAAGUAGGAGUAAUCAUAUGGCGCACGCAUUGCGGGUUCUACUUAACGCGAGAAUAAUGCAAGAAGUACAGCUGUUGGCACUUGGUGAAGUGAGCGAUAAAGCUUCAAUGGCGUAGUGGAUAGCCAUGAGGCCAAAGACUAGAAGUUUCGAAGUGUAGGAAUCGCACAAUUCAGAUGGGUGGCUACGUGUUGGAUCGUCAACCGCGCUCCGAUUUCGGUUAUCAGCAUGGAGAUCUCCCUCGUGCAUUCUCAUUGAUCCGAAGAACAGUGUUGAUGACGGGUACUCAACUUGAUCCCGUACGGUCCGUAGGUGGAAAAAAAUAAUUGAGGCAUACGACAGAGGAGAGACCAUGUCAAAGAGAACGUAGCCCUAUGGGUGCAAAAUUAAUUCAGCCUAUAUGGCACCUAGAUCACGAUUAGCGUCGACAUCAGGUAACACCUUCAGCUGGUUACUGUUGAUCAAAUAUAAACGGCUGUAAUAAGCAUCGUUAAGGGCAAUACAUGUGAACUCUUUACCUAGAAUAACAAUAAAGGGGGCUGCAAGGCAUAUAAUAGGUUCCAAUUUGGUUUCAACACGUAUGUAUACGAAUGUCGAUACGAAAUCUGUUGGCACUGUUUCAGUGCACAAAGCAGGCGCUGUCUGAAGCGUUUCUCAUCACCGAAAGGUGCUAUAUCUCCCUUUUAUUGACAGAACACGCAAUAACAAGACACGAACUACUAAACUGACAUGAAAUCAAAACUACGUAGGUCUGCUAUCUUAACGACAAGACACAAUACUCUUUUUAUUUAGUACGAAUGGAGUAUGUUCCACACCGCAUUCAGUACCACACAACCCAACUGAUAACAAAGAUGUUAUACUGCUAACAUUGAUAGUUCAUCGACUGUAAAAAAUGACAUAUGGCGAUGAUUCAUCAAACAAAACAAAAGCUACCUAGAGCAUCUGCUUCUUCUUGUAACAACGCUGAUGCCGCGUUGAC